AUUUCGCAAUACGGGGAUGUAUAUAAUUAUAAGCAAUAAAAAAUGAGAGUUGUGAAGAUCAUUUGCAGUGUGAUUGCUAAUGAAACAAAAACUGCUUUGCCUGGACUGAUUGAUAUAUAUCACCAGAAUGAAGAGGAGCAAAUUAUUUUGUUCUUGGAUUCUUCUUUUUGUUAUACAAAUAUCAGGCUCCCAUGCAGAAUAUUCAUCCAUAGUAGUUAACGAUUCUACUAACAAUGAAACGAAUCUGCUGAAAAAUGUACUAGUAAAUGUUUUGGAACAAUUUGUGAAAGACCAAGCUAUGAAAAUGGGAUCCAUUCAAGACAAACUUGAUGCAAUGAACGAGAAACUUUUGCAUUGUGGGACUCAACAUUCAAAGCACGCUUCACUAAGACCGAAUUCGAAAAACCGCACAACAAGGAGAAGAAAAUAUCCCAUCACAGGAGCAGCAAGAAAACCAAACAUUGCUUCAACAUCAUCAGUUUCAUCUGAAGGUAGCAGAGGAAAAGAAUUCCUUCUCCUGUUCAUGGCAAACCACUACCAGGUAUCAGGGCCCGUGACAGUUUACAUCACCACAGAAAAUAAUACGUCCGUUAAUAUCUCAACUUCCUCUCAUUUAAGUGGCGGCAUUAAAUCAGCAACGGACAGAAUUAUGAACGUGUCCUCCCAUUCCAGCAUCCAACUUCCUUUCAAUUUAACGUGUGAAUAUUAUACAGUUGAAACCAAGGCCAUUUUGGUGCAGACAUCUGAACUAUCAACCGUAACUAUCUUCGAUAGUUUUUAUAAAACGUCUAACGAUGGAACUCUAAUUAUACCAGCAGAGAAAUUGGCGACGAGAUAUCUUGUUUCGUCAACAAAACCGUAUUAUUCUGGCAGUAAAGACUAUUACAGCCAAUUUGCCGUUGCAGCCAUUCAUGAGAAAACGAAAGUCAAAAUCAAAUUUAGGUUGAAGAGCAAUGCUUCCAUUUCGCUACUUGGAAGAACAUACAGAAAUGAGGAAGUAUUCACAACAUCUUUAAAUGAAUAUGAAACUUUGCAGGUAGGGCAUACUACUGACCUAACAGGAACAUUUAUUAAGUCAUCAAAACCAAUAGCCGUAUUCUCUGGAAAUCGAUGCCAGUACUUAAGGUUCGGUACAUGUAGUCACAUGGUUACUCAGCUACCCCCAAUUACCGAAUUCGAUAACAAAUACAUCGUUCCCCCGUUCUAUGGUAAUUCAGGGACAUUGAUUCAAGUGAUCAGUGAAACUCAGACUUCCAUUGACGUCACAAUCGGGAACGAGGCAUCCACGUGGUAUAUGAAGGAAAAAGAAUUCAGAAAAAGGGAAGUGACAUCAGACGAAAUAACUAUUUUAGAGUCCAAUGGUGCCAUAUUGGUAACUGGUUUCGGAAUGGGUGCCAGUUUUAACGACCCGUACAUGACGGUCAUUCCUGGUGUGCAUCAAUAUAUUGACUACUAUAAGGUGGUUGUCACGGAUGGAUAUACAUAUAACUACAUCUGUGUGAUCAUUCCGAACGAAUUUGCCAAAGAUCUUCAGAUAAAUGGUUCCUCUUUUGAUUAUUACAAAACUGUUCGUCUAAGCUCUGCAGUGUUAGACACAUCCUUCAGUAUUCGUUUAAUAGAAGUUAACAGCGGACCCGUGGAAGUAUCCACAACUAAUAACUCAAAGUUCGGGUUAAUUGUUUACGGUCAUAGGUAUGAUGACGGAUAUGCAUUUGCUGGCAAAGUUAUUCUUUCCUAAUAUAUCUUUUUCAAAACAUUGGUUA
Messenger RNA from Saccostrea cuccullata (small rock oyster), 1763 nucleotides. RefSeq names its product IgGFc-binding protein-like. NCBI's taxonomy places the organism in Eukaryota, Metazoa, Mollusca, Bivalvia, Ostreida, Ostreidae. The transcript is spliced from 4 exons. Bases 128 to 1738 code for a protein of 536 amino acids. The record is from RefSeq and is a predicted model, not a curated record.